Molecule: messenger RNA, 2491 nt
Organism: Botrytis cinerea B05.10
Lineage: Eukaryota; Fungi; Ascomycota; Leotiomycetes; Helotiales; Sclerotiniaceae
Exons: 5
Coding region: 654-2258 (534 amino acids)
Molecular function (GO): oxidoreductase activity
Source: RefSeq, a predicted model, not a curated record
GUGAUGAUAAGUCAAGCACACCGGCGAAAGACGAGAAGAUUUCUUUUUAUUAUAUAUUAAAUCAGUGAAAAGCUUUCCACGUCUAUAAUCCUGGCAUCUCACAAUCUCAUUGCUAUGACAGCGAAUUGGUAGUAUACACACAUCCCAAUCAGAGUCAUGGAAUGCAUGUGGCGAAGGUGUACAAAAGCAAACACACAAGACAUUCCCGGUGACCUUACCUAAAGUUCCUUCAGAGGUAUGAAUGCUAGAUGGGCACUUCCUGAUUCUAUAGGCAGAAUUCUGGAAUUUCAAUGAAAAGUCUUUAUUCGUAUAGACAAGAACUUUUGAGGCGAGGCAAGAUAGUCUGGCUGGCUGACUAUCACCUCGUAAGUUCUCAAUGUCCAAGUUGGACUUAGAAAUUGGUGGGGAAAGUGUAUUGAAUCAUGACGUCUACGAGUCAAAUGCCAACGCUACAAACUUAACGAAACCAUAUUAUACUGUGCGUCAAAGAUCACAUAUUUCAGUUCAUCAGUACUGUUGAUCUAUCACUCUCUUCUUUCUUAAUCAUAAUCUCUUAAUUGUAUAAUCUAUCGGUACUCAGCUUGCAAAAGAAAAGUCUUUUUCAUUUGGCUGUCUUGACGAUUUCCAUUCCGCCCCGCCCGCCACGAUUCACAAUGGCCUCCUCCGGCCAAAGAAAACAUGUAGUAAUAAUCGGAGCUGGAGCUGCAGGAAUGUCAUGUGCUGCUACUCUUGCCCAGCAUCCAGAAAAGUUCAAAGUUACCAUGAUCGAAAGAAUGGGUGUAACCGGAGGCCAAGCAACCUCCAUCGCCCUUGACAAAGAGAAAUUUGGCACCGACUGGAUGAACGAUGGUGUCCAAGGUGGCUCACCGAUCUUCAAACAUACUUGCCACUUCUUUAAACAAUACGGUCACGAAGCUCAAGGCAUCAAACUUCAAGUCGCAUUUGGGAAAGGCGAAGACGGAUUCUGGACCAAUUGUUUCCCUAGUCCUCUUGUCGAACGCUUCUCAAGCGAUAUCAAAAAAUUCGGCAAGGUGCUGAAGAUUAUCAAGUGGUUGAUGCCUGUAAUGGGGGUAAUACCCAUCCGAAUCAUGCUCAAGAUGUUCUUCUUCAGCAAGGACUUUGGAGAUAAAAUGGUGUAUCCUCUCAUCGCUCUGUUUCUCGGUACCGGCAACCAAACAGCCAAUGUAUCGUGCGCGAUCUUGGAGCGGUUGUUCGAUGACAAGAAUAUGAAACUCUGGGACUAUGAUCCAGACACACUUCUUCCGAACUUACCUCAAAUGUUGACAUUCCCUAAUCUUCAUAACUUCUACGAAGAUUGGAGAAAAGAUCUCGAAUCAAAAGGUGUAGAUAUUCGUCUCAACACUGAUGUCACGGAGAUUAUUCAACGGAGUGAGAAAGGGGUUGUGAUGAGCACGAGACCGUUUAACCCCGAUGCAAAUGACAGAAAGGGGGAACACACAGGGCCAACUUCCAAAUCCGAAACAUUUGAUGAAUUGGUAAUGUGUGUCUUAGCCGAUGAUGCACUCAAAAUCCUUGGGAAAACUGCCACUUUCAAGGAGAAACUCGUGCUUGGAGGAGCCAGAUUCUACGAUGAUAUAACAGUGACCCACUCCGAUCACGAAUACUUCCGCAAACACUACGAAACCAAAUUCGACCCCUCUCUCUGCGCCGAUCCAAAAUCUCAAGCCCAAAAAGACCAAAUCGCUUUUUCAAAAGGCGAACGACGUGGUGUCGACAAUGAACCUAGUGGUUUUCGACCCAUGUAUUAUACCAAAUCCUACGCACAGGACCCUAAAAAAAUCGAAAUGUCUUUUGACUGUACAAACUACCAACAUCAAUUCCGUCAGGACCACGACGCAGAAACUGCACCUGUCCCAUAUGAUCGUCACGUCUUCCAAUCAAUCUUCCUCGACGCCUCGAACCGCGAAUUCUGGACCAUCGAUGAAAUUGCUCCAGACAAAGUGAUUGAGAAGAAGUGGUGGCAUCAACUUGGUCAUCGCUGGCAACAUUACGCGAGGGUUGUGCCCGGAAUGAUGUUUAUCAAUGGGAAGAAUCAAACGUGGUUUGCAGGGAGUUGGACGCUUGUGAACAUGCACGAAUUAGCCCUUGUAUCAGGUAUAGCAGCAGCGUAUCGACUCGGCGCUGACUACGUGAAAUUCGACGAUUUCGCCGAGGAAUUCUUUGGUAACUAUAUGCUUGUGUCCCAUGGCUUUAGAUACACAGCGGAAGAGAAGAGGAGGAAGCAGAAGAAGCAGUGAAAGAUCGUGGGGGGGUUUUGUACAUAUGUGUAAGAUUAUCUAGCUAUUGAGAGUAAUGUUUACUUUGUUAUUUGCUCCUGUUUUGAAAGCAUCAUAGAAAGCAAUGCUCCAUGGAUUUUGAUCGCAAUUCGAGUCUCUCGAUUGGAAGAUUACUAGGUUUCAUUUAACGAAGUUUGUUCUAUUCGUUGAGUGUAGAAUAUUGUGAUUCAUCAUACGAAUUUCUUUUCACUACA